This is a messenger RNA of Penicillium pulvis, 714 nucleotides long. RefSeq names its product putative 26S proteasome non-ATPase regulatory subunit Nas2. Gene Ontology annotation, cellular component: nucleus; cytoplasm. Gene Ontology annotation, molecular function: protein binding. The transcript has 4 exons. Gene Ontology annotation, biological process: proteasome regulatory particle assembly. The record is from RefSeq and is a predicted model, not a curated record. Bases 1 to 714 code for a protein of 237 amino acids. Lineage: Eukaryota; Fungi; Ascomycota; Eurotiomycetes; Eurotiales; Aspergillaceae.
AUGGGUGAUAACAUCCAUGCUCCCACAGUGGCCUCCGGACCGACGUCUGGAGGUAUCCAGAUCGACUGGUCGAAAUUGACGAUGCCCGAGCUGAUGCAGCAGAAGGAGAAGAUCGAAGAGGAGCUGAAGGCGCUCAGCACGGUUCUGACCUCGCAUGGAGUGACGAUGCGCUCGACCCUCACAACCUUUGACGGCUAUCCUCGUGACGAUAUCGACAUCCCACAGGUACGAGCUACGCGUGUCCGGAUGAUCCAUAUUCAAAAUGACCACAAGGAAAUCAUGAAAUACCUCGAAAAAGGUCUGCAUGCACACUUUGCGCAAUUACAGAAAGCCCAAGCUACUGCGACAACGAACGGUACCACUGUGCCUAUUACCGCACCACCCGCGGCUCUCGAGAACAGCAUUACCGAUGCGGCUGCCCUCGGGACACCAUUCGCCAAGGUUAACAGUGUUGAAUCAGGGAGUCCGGCGAAUCAGGCUGGUCUGAAGGCUGAUGAUUUGGUUCGGGCCUUUGGAAGUGUACACUGGUUGAACCAUGAACGGCUUUCGAAGGUGGCCGAAGUGGUCCAACAGAACGAAGGGCGACCAGUGAUGAUCAAGGUAUCGCGCAAGGAGGAGGGUGGAUCCCAGACUAUCGAGGUGGAGCUGCAGCUCACUCCCCAACGUAAUUGGGGAGGUCGGGGACUACUGGGAUGUCAUCUUGUUCCGCUGUAG